This is a messenger RNA of Symbiodinium natans, 807 nucleotides long. Lineage: Eukaryota; Dinophyceae; Suessiales; Symbiodiniaceae. The record is from the annotation of a GenBank genome assembly.
AUGAGGUUUCCAGAGUUACUGCGCGAUCCUGGGGUCCCUUCCCUACGUCAUUCCAAGCUACCAGUGUGCCCAAAGAAUCAAACCGGGGGAGUAUCGUCGCAAAUUUCCCUGCCCGGUGUCCGCAGACCCUCACCUACAGCGCCUUACAUUCUCAUUCUCGCAGGAGCAGCGCGGGUCGUGGACAAAGCAACGAAUUUGGUGAAGGCCGUUGCGGCAAGCUACCUGGGAAUGGAGCCUGUUGAGGAAUUGCUGAUGUUCGGGCAGAUGCCAAGCGUGCUGUUUUGCCGGGCCGUUCUUCAGCUGCCAACCUGGCAAGCUGCGUGGGACACCUCAACGCAGGUUCUGGACCUGCUGCUGGUAGGUCACAGCCACGGCGGCUUGAUGGCGCACGACGUAGCCCAGAGGCUUGAGUCCACUGGCUUCGCGGUCAGGGGGGUCAUGGCGCUGGACACCCUUCAUGUACCCCGCUGGACUGGUGACGCAGAAAUGGAGCCGAAGGCCUUGCUCAAGAACAGAGCUCCUGACCACUGGCAGCUCCUCUCACUGGAAGUCAACAUGAUGGCAAUGAGAACAGCCGUGCUGCCAGUCAAGCGGAAUUUCAUGGACAAGGCUGAAGCAUUUGCGUGCGGAGCUGUGUUCCUGCCCAAGCACCUCAACGACACCGACCACUUCGGCAUUGAGGCAGACUGUGCGUGGGACCUCGCAGACGUCACGAAAACGUUCACCGAGGACAAGGAAGCUGCAGCACGUCCGCGCUUCAUGAACUUAAGCAGCGACGAAGACAGGCUCUACACCCUCGAAGCCUAG